AAUUCCUCCAAGCGUCCGGGUCAGUUGUCCUCCUAUAUUUGUUGUGGCCAUCGUCGAGUUCUCGCUUCUCGCGUCGUCCUCCUCCGCGCCUCCGUCACACCGCUUGCCUUGGCCCCGCUUCGCUUCCUCUGUUUCCUUCAGUCCUUGUAGGUGACACUUUCGCAGUUCACAUUUUGGAGUUUUGAAACUGAAAUGGCUGAGGAGGGUCACAGGGUUUCUUUGAAUGUUUAUGACCUGAGCCAAGGUCUAGCUCGACAGCUAUCCACAUCAUUCUUGGGGAAGGCGAUUGAGGGCAUAUGGCACACUGGAGUGGUAGUGUAUGGUAAUGAGUACUAUUUUGGAGGAGGUAUACAACAUGCUCCUGUUGGGACAACACCAUAUGGUACUCCCAUUCGCGUUGUAGAUUUGGGUGUCACACAUGUGCCAAAAGAUGUUUUCGAGAUGUAUUUACAGGAGAUCAGUCCUCGAUACACAGCUGAAACAUACAGUCUGCUCACUCACAACUGUAACAACUUCAGCAAUGAGGUAGCCCAAUUUUUAGUGGGUUCAUCCAUUCCAGACUAUAUUUUGCAGCUUCCUAAUGAGGUCAUGAGUAGCCCAAUGGGUGCUUUGAUAUUGCCUAUGAUACAGAACCUAGAGACGACUUUGAAAGCGGGAGCUGUUCCUCAAGUUCCACAAUUUAGGCCUCCAUCCUCGACCCCUGUUAGUAGCAGGUCCUUUGGCAGUACUCCUAGUGCACCCGUCAAGAAAACCAAAGCCACAGAUGCAGAUAAGAAACAGCAAUCUGAGGAGUGUGUCAAGGAGUCUAAUGAUGAAAAAGCCCCAGCUGCAAGUGAUUCUGCCGCGGCAAAAGUUGACCCUGUACUAGGAGAUCCUCUUGGGGAUGCACGGAGCAAGGUGCAGGAGGAGAUCGCCGCAGAAUUUGUGGCGAUCAUGGCGAGCGGAACGUUGCGCGCGAGUGAAGCUGCGGCACUUGCUACCAAGAGGGUGAUGCAAAGAUACGGACACAUGAAUGUCGCGAUGUCGAGCUAAAAGAAAUUUGAAAAACAAGGCGCAUCAUUAUUACUUGGAAAAAGUGUGCUUAACUUCAUCAGCUGAUGCAGUCGACACAGUGAUUGAUUGUCAUGAAAAACUGAAUUGGUGGGCUCCACCCUGAUGUAAACCGAUUUCAUUGUUUGAAUCAUUAGCAGAGACCUUUUCUUCAUAA
Molecule: messenger RNA, 1207 nt
Organism: Syzygium oleosum
Lineage: Eukaryota; Viridiplantae; Streptophyta; Magnoliopsida; Myrtales; Myrtaceae
Exons: 5
Coding region: 193-1032 (279 amino acids)
Biological process (GO): protein modification by small protein removal
Molecular function (GO): peptidase activity
Source: RefSeq, a predicted model, not a curated record